Fonsecaea pedrosoi CBS 271.37 is the source of this 747-nucleotide messenger RNA. RefSeq lists its product as uncharacterized. The transcript is spliced from 2 exons. The record is from RefSeq and is a predicted model, not a curated record. Gene Ontology annotation, molecular function: promoter-specific chromatin binding; RNA polymerase II general transcription initiation factor activity. Gene Ontology annotation, cellular component: SAGA complex; nucleus; transcription factor TFIID complex. Gene Ontology annotation, biological process: transcription initiation at RNA polymerase II promoter. Bases 1 to 747 code for a protein of 248 amino acids. NCBI's taxonomy places the organism in Eukaryota, Fungi, Ascomycota, Eurotiomycetes, Chaetothyriales, Herpotrichiellaceae.
AUGUCAUCUCCAGGCGAAGCAACUGCAAGCAACACCGCCCCGCGAGAUGUCGAUGUCGAUGCCGAUGCCGAAAUGGAAGAUGCCACCACCACCACCGCCCAAGAUGCGCCAGCACGGCAGGAGGAGGAUGGCGACCGUGACAUGACGACACAGACGGACACACAGCAACCGAAUGCGACGGCAACGACAGCGUCGAGUCUACCGCAUCACAAUCGCAAGGAUGUGACGUUGCGAGAGUUUUUGAGCAAAAUGGAUGAUUAUGCGCCGAUUAUCCCCGACGCGGUAACAGCUCAUUAUCUCACACUCUCGGGACUGCCACCCCCCUCACCAUCCGACCCAACAGGAGCCAGCACGAACACGACGCCUCUCCCGCUCGCUCGUCUCCUCGCUCUCGCAACACAGAAAUUUGUCGCCGAUAUCGCCGCCGACGCCUACCAAUACUCGCGGAUCCGCAGUUCGAAUAAUGCCGUAAGCGGACCUGGUAUGGCUGGUAUGGGCGGAGGCGGAGGCGGAGCGUCUUCGUUCGCGGGUGGUGCGGCCGGCGGAUCUGGAGGGGGAGGCGCCGGUGCAGGUGGCGCAGGGGCAAAGAACCAGCAGAAUACAUCGCUGGGGGUGCAGAGGAGCGGGUACGGCGGUGGAGGACAAGGUGGGAGCGCCCAGGGCAAGACCGUCUUGACCAUGGAAGAUUUGGGCAUGGCAGUACAGGAAUAUGGCAUCAACGUCAAAAGGGGGGAGUUCUACAGAUGA